Messenger RNA from Ooceraea biroi (clonal raider ant), 4445 nucleotides. Its product is annotated as female sterile (2) ltoPP43. NCBI's taxonomy places the organism in Eukaryota, Metazoa, Arthropoda, Insecta, Hymenoptera, Formicidae. The record is from RefSeq and is a predicted model, not a curated record.
CUCUUUGUAUUUAUAUUCAUUCAUCUAGUGUUGGCGUAUGGGCGCUAUUCGCCAACUGAGCCAUACAACAAGAAGUUAUAUUCAUUCGUUGCUUGUCUCAAGAUUCCGAAGGGGACAAUCGUCAGGUGCUCAACGGUUGUUCCGAGUUUUCUUUUUUUUCAACUUGUUAUUUCGUAUUUCGUAUUUCUUCAUUUUUGCAAUUGGCCGUAUCGAACCUGAAAGGGAUCGGGUAUCGGGUGCCAUUAAACAUUAAGAAGAAGAAGAAGAAGUUGCUUGUCUCAAACUGUUUUCAAUCUGUGUAUUGUUGCGCGGAAGUGUCGGUGCCAGUUGUGUUACGAGAAUUUUUUAUCGAAAAUGACGACAGUUUUACGCGUAAAACGAAGGAGCAGCGAACUGCCAUCGGACUCUCUCAUGCUCUCGUUUCUUGCCAAACGACGGAAACUCGAUUCACCCGAUGACUCCGAUGUAUGCGUUUUGCCUGCAGAAACUAUUGCCCAAUUUGCCGGCACGCUCAAAGAUCCGACUGAAGAUGUGAUGCAGCACCUGGCUACAUUCCUAUCUGACGUUAACACAGAGAACGUCAAGGGCAUUAAGCGGCCUAUUGACAAUGAUAACGUUGCAAAUACUUCAAGAAAAAUAUGCAAGUGUGCAAACUCAGAGUCUACAAGAGGUCGUUACAAAGUCAUCAGUUGUCAUCCUCUGAGUACUGUGAGUGAGGAGAAGUUUGAGAAUAAAUGUACGACGCUUGUGGAAAUAGAGGAUUGCUGGAGCCAUGCAUUUGAUCAGAACAGUGAAAAGGACACGGAAAAGGAACAGGAAAUUGAGCAGUACGUGUACGACCUAUACUACGCACAGGCUGACGUCGGUCUUGAGCAAAAUGAUAUCUGGGUGCAGGAGUAUAUGUACGAGUGCGACUACGAAUCGAAUGAAUCUAGGUAUGACAGUGAGAACGAGAAUUCCGAGUCGAAUCCACGAAACGACUACCCAGAUACUGAUCCCGAUUGCUCCGGCAAGGGAUAUAACAGUGAAUCCUCAUUCGACGCGGUAUCGGAUGACGAUCUGUACGGCGAGUCCGCAACCGAUAGGAGAUAUUUUAGUUCGAGUUACAACGAUUACAGGCACAUUGUGCAGAACUAUAACACGGAUUCGUCCAGUGAAGAAGAGAACGACGGCGAUGAAUCGUUCGGGAAUUUGUUGUCUAGUGAAGAAGAGGACGACGGGAAUUAAUCAUUCGGGAUUUUUAAAAAUGUGUCCAGGAUCGCUCACAAGUCGAUGAUCUCAUGUAUGAUAAUGAUUUAUGUGAAAUUUACUUUUACAGUAAUCGAAUACCUGUGAUUUAAUUUUAAGAGAUAUAAUUUAAGCAAGAUUUAUAAGAUAAUCAUAAGAUAUAUCUUAAGAUAUAUCUUAUCAGUGCAGCUAUAACACUACGUUUAGGCGAGCUUUACUUUUGUAGUAACUUACUCGAAUUAUCGUGACUUACGAUAAUUCAAGUAACCGUAGUGAUAAAUAAAUAUAUGUAAGGCCAUACAAUAUUAAUCUCGAAAACAAAGGGAAAUUAUUGGACAACUCAGUACUAAAAUUAGAAAUAUUUGAAAAAUUAGCAAAAGCCUCUACGCGCAAGAUAUGAGGAUAAGCGACACGCGAAUGAUUAAAUCUUUCAUUUCUUCAAUUAAAGAAUCUCUCUAGCAUAAGUUCGCAAUUAUAAUGUUCACUUAACGUUUUACUACUUUACAAAGUGCACUUUACAUGGAGUAUCACCUUCUAUGACAUAUUUUAAGGUCAAUUUAGCUUCUAUUUAUGUAUAUUAACUUCUAUUUUUGUAUAUAACUCUUUGUAAUUAUAAUUAUAUAUAAUUAUAUUUUAUAAUUAAUGUAUAAUUCUAGAAUUAUUUUAGAAAAAUAUCCUGCUUGAUUUGCAUUUGCGCCAAAAAUACUUUUUUUGUGUUAGAAGUAUUGAUUCAUUGAAGUUACAAAAUCAUAGCACAUAGCAUUACACUUGUAUUGUAUUUUUUUCAACUGUAUAUCAUUAUACAUAUAUCCCACAAAGGAAGAACUUCUGUCUUUCGACUAAUCUCUUUUUUGUUAGAUGUGAAGAUUAAAAUUACAAAUUUAUAGUACAUAGUCAGGGUUGGAAAAGUUAUUCUGUAAAAAUAACUCGGAUUACAGUUACUGUCCCUUUGUCUAAAAGUUUACUAUUUAUAUUUUUUAAAAGCAACUAAUUACUCAAAAAGUAAGUACUGAGUCGUUAUUUUUUUAAUGCUAAUAUAUGAUAAAAUUAUAGUUAUAGAUAAUAAUGAAGAGCGAUAUUUUCAUUAAAAUAUAAUUAUAUAAAAAUGAAAUUAUAUAUCACUUGAUUGCUGUUGUUAUUGUAUAUUAGAUAUAGCAUUCCGAAUAAUCAAUGUGAAUCCUAUCAAUAAUGCAGAUAGUAGUUCGUAUUCUUUUCAUAAUGCUUCUAUAUUCCAAAAUUUAUCCAAAAAGAAGUAUGUUGCAAUCUUUUUGUAACUGAGCAUACAGUAGACAAGAAAAUUGCAACACUUUUUCUUUGAUGAAUUUUGAAUACAUGGAAAUGCAUGGAAGCCAAAAUACACUUUGCAAUUUCACAAUUUAAUUUUAAAAAAUAAAUAUAUUUUAAUAAGUAUUAUUUCUUGUUGAUAAAUUUAUAAGGUAAUGAUAAAACUAAGUGUUAAAUUUACUCGUUACUCGAAAAAUGUAACGAAUUUACAUAUAUUUAACAUAUAUUCAAGCAAAAAUAAAAAAUCAGCUCGUUUCAGGAAUGCAAAGAUUAAGAAGUUACAAAAUGACGGUAUAUAUCAUACAUUCGUGUAAUAUUGUCUUUUAAAUAUAUAUCAUUACAUAUCCUACGAAGGAAGAAGUUCUAUCAUUCGGCUGUAUAUUUUACAUUGCAUGUGCAGAGUGAAGUUACAAAAUGAUGGCAUUACAUAUUCUCGCGCGUGAUACUUCUUUCAUCAGGUGUGUGUGUGUGUGUGUGUGUGUGUGUGUGUGUGUGUAUGCGCGCGUGUGCGUGCGUGCGUGCGUGUAUAUUGCGAUAAACGCUCGUUCAUAUAGCACCAAAUAUUAUAAUGGCUCAGCAGAGAUUUCUCAAUGAUAAGUUCAAUGCCAGAUCGAGUCUUACGAAGUAAUUUUUCUAAGGCCACGGUUGUAUUCCACAGAAUCAUUCCACUGAUCGCCUCGCUUCGCUCACUGGUAAUGAUCGCAAAUAUCUCGUCAUCGUAGACCGCGGAAUGUUAUUAAUUUUGAAAUAUACGACAAUUAUAAGUACGAUUUAUAUAAACUAUUUCGCUGCUCGAAUUCUUCAAUCGCCUUGAUAUGACGUGACAUGAUAUUACAGGAAUUUCGGAGACGCGUUUUAAACGCUAACGUCAUAGUGGAUUUUUAUCUUGGAUUGGAGCUUGGAUCAGAGAUUCGAUCAGAGAGCGAAUGUUAGGCUACAUUGUCAAGCUCUUAAAACCUAAUUACCUAUCGUUACUGUGUAUUAAAAACGUUUUCUGAAAUAUCGAAGCAUGCGAUUUCUUAAGCCUUGUAUCGUGCAUUGCAAAUGAUGGCGACUGCUUUUUAAUACAGUUACAGAUACAUGGUACUUGCCGCGCGCUAUAAUUUUUUAUAUUUGCACGCGUAUUAAUUCUAUAAAGAAUUUAUAAUAUGAUCCAUGUUAAUGUCACAAUAAAAAUUAUGUUAUAAUCUCUCAGUGUUAUGAAAGAUUCACAUAUGCUUAGAACUUUUAUAAAAGGAAAUAAUUUAUAAGACAAUAAGUAUUAAGCAUAUUAAGUAUAACGUACUAUGCGUAUGAAACAACUUGAAUAUAUCGAAAUCGAGUAGAUUUUAGAGGAAAUUGAUUUUUAUCAAUUAUUAAAUUUGUACAAAACAUGUACAUUCAUAGCUUUAUCAAUAUGUAUAUAGCUCAAUAUAUAUUAAGGGACGUGCUCUUUUAAAUAUUUUAUACAUAUUAUCUGCUGCAACGAGAUAAUAAAAAAAUAUCGGAAAAUGAUGGAAAUUGAAAACUUCGAUAAAGAAUGCGAAAGUAUAAAAUCCUUAGAUUCGUUAAAACUAAAUAAAGUAUUUCUAUUAAAAGAUUGUUUAUAAGUGUGUUUUUGUAUUCACGAUGCAAUAACAAAUAUGUACAGCUGUUUGCAAAAAUGCUUAUGUAAAUUAAUGAAAAAUAUCUUAAUAUAAACGUCUCAUUACAUUGUUUCAAUUGUCUCUGAAGUAAAAAGAAAAUUAAGACAUAACUAGAACAGUAUAUUUUUUUUAUAUUUACAGAUUGUUAAUAAAAAGAAUUUAGGAAGGACUUUCAGGGUAAAUAAUCCCAGAUAGCACAAAAAUCUAACAGACAUUGCAAAGAUGUCUAAAGAACGUCCUUUAAAUAUCUUUGCGAUAUCUUUUGGAUUUGUGUGCUGUCUGAGAAUGCUUAUGAUAAAUUGAACAAAA